Notothenia coriiceps (black rockcod) is the source of this 1027-nucleotide messenger RNA. RefSeq names its product immunoglobulin superfamily member 21-like. The transcript has 3 exons. The record is from RefSeq and is a predicted model, not a curated record. Gene Ontology annotation, biological process: heterophilic cell-cell adhesion; homophilic cell-cell adhesion. Bases 16 to 306 code for a protein of 96 amino acids. Lineage: Eukaryota; Metazoa; Chordata; Actinopteri; Perciformes; Nototheniidae. Gene Ontology annotation, cellular component: adherens junction.
GUUUUUCCGGAGCCCAUGUACACCUGGACCCGAGUAGGGGGGCUCCUGCUGGAUGGCAGGGAGUACCAUGCGGGCAGAGAGCUGGUCCUGGACAGAGUCCCUGCUGACCUCAAUGGCUCCAUGUUCCGCUGCACGGUCCAGAAUCCUCUGGGCUCCACAGACACACACACCCGCCUUAUCGUGUUUGACAACCCAAGACUGAAGAAAGGAAGAGGACCUGUUGUUGCCGCUGCGCUGCGGCUCUCCUCCUCCUCCUCCUCCUCCGCCCUGCUGCUGCUGCUGAGCUCCACCUGGGGGCUGACAUGACCCGAGGCUUCUGCUCCUCUACCCCCCCCACCUGAGCAUCUGCUCUACAGUGGCCCGGCAGCGCUGAACACUAAAGGUGCAGUGGGACAGAUACUGCAGCCCCCCCCACAGAGCAGAGGUCCAUCCCACAGCAGACACCACCGGUUACACCAGACCAGUUUCUCCAGACGGGCUGUUUGGGAUUUCUGGGUCCGUCUUUGCUCCCCUCCCACAGUGGAGUUUCUGAAGACCACAUCAAAUACUAAUGACAAUGCUUCUGUAACAUUUGAAAGAACAACAACAACAGCAUUUCCCCCUCCCUUUGUGACCCUGCACUGUAAAGGCCUCUGUGUCAGAGUGUUUCCUUGUUUAACUAAUGCAUACAUGAAUCAAUAAUGUGUUAUUGAAAUUAUUUAAAGCUCCAAAUUAUUUUAAAUCCCAAGCUUUCAGUUUUUAACAUUUGCUUCAAAAUGACUGUAUCCAUGUAGAGUAAUGCUGGAGCCAGACUAAGAGUCUGCAGACCCCCUGUUUGAGGACCCGGUCUCUAAUGAUCCAGAAAGACGCUCAUGUCCCUAGACUGGACAUGCAUAAAUUGUAUUAGUGGUCUAAACUAUAUAUUUUCUAUAUAUAUUUAUAUAUAUGUUAAUGUUUCUCCUUUCAAGAAUUCAACUAUUGUUGACACAUUUCGGAGAAAAAAACAACAAACAAUCUUUCUUAGCUUACAGCAGGGGUUUUCAAAGUG